GGAAGGCUGGCCAUCCCGGAAGUGCUGUGUGUAGAGUGAGCCGUGGAGAGGAAGCGACGUGGAGUGUAGUGGAGAUUUUAUCUGUGACACAAGAGCCCGGCCCGGAGCGGCGGACACACACCAUGGGCUCUCUGUUCCGGAGUGAUCCUAUGUGCCUGGCACAGCUAUUCCUACAGGCCGGCUCGGCCUAUGAUUGUGUCAGCGAGCUGGGAGAGAUGGGGCUGGCAGAGUUCAGGGAUCUGAACCCUCAUGUGAGUGCCUUUCAGAAAAGAUUUGUUGGUGAAGUAAAGAAGUGUGAAGAGUUGGAAAGAAUAUUAGGGUACCUGGUUUUGGAAAUCAAGAAAUCGGACAUUCCAGUUCCAGAAGGAAAUAUGUUGCCAGCAGCCCCCCUUCCAAAACAUGUGCUAGAAAUUCAGGAACAGUUGCAGAAACUAGAAUCUGAAUUAAGGGAAGUAAAUAAGAACAAAGAAAAGUUACAAAAAAACCUCCAGGAAUUAACCGAGUAUACACACAUGCUGAGAGUAACCAGGGACUUUGUGCAGAAAUCAUCCGAGUCUGAAACCUCUUCACAAGCCAUUUAUGAGGAGUUCCCUGCUUUGGAAAAGGAUUCCUUAAUGGACUAUACUUGUAUGCAGAGACUUGGAGCAAAACUGGGGUUUGUUUCUGGGCUAGUUCACUGUACCAAACUUGAAUCUUUUCAAAAGAUGUUGUGGAGGGUUUGCAAAGGCUACACCAUUUUCACUUACAAGGAGCUUGAUGUGUUUCUGUAUGAUCCUGAAACUGAAGAGCCAACAAAGUGGUUUGUGUUUCUAAUUUCUUACUGGGGAGAACAGAUUGGACAGAAAGUGAAAAAAAUCUGUGACUGUUACCAUUGUCACGUGUAUCCAUACCCAAACUCUUCUGAGGAACGACAAGAGAUAAUAUCCGGAUUGAACACAAGAAUUCAAGACUUGCAGGCGGUGAUCUCCCAAACUGAGGAAUAUCUCAAACAAGUUCUCUACAAGGCAUCAGAGUCCAUCUUCAAGUGGGUUAUUCAAGUCAAAAAAAUGAAAGCUGUAUACCAUGUGCUGAAUUUAUGCAGUUUUGAUGUCACCAACAAAUGUCUGAUUGCUGAAGUAUGGUGUCCUGUAGCCGAUCUUCAAACCCUGAGACAUGCACUUGAGGAAGGCUCAAGAAAGAGUGGAGCUUCUAUACCUUCUUUCAUCAAUCGUAUCCCUACCAAUGACACACCUCCAACAUUAGUCCGAACAAACAAAUUCACCUCUGGCUUUCAGAACAUUGUAGAUGCCUAUGGAGUUGGAACGUAUGGAGAAGUGAAUCCAGCUCCCUAUACUAUCAUCACAUUUCCUUUCCUAUUUGCUGUUAUGUUUGGAGAUUUUGGACAUGGAUUUUUAAUGGCUCUGUUUGCUUUUUUUUUGAUUCUCUAUGAAAACAAAUUUCAGCGAACUCAAGAUGAAAUUAUGAAGACGUUUUUUGAAGGACGAUACAUUAUUUUGCUUAUGGGGAUUUUUUCGGUUUACACUGGGCUUAUCUACAAUGACUGCUUCUCAAAGUCAGUGAACAUAUUUGGGUAUAGCUGGAAUCCUUCUGUGAUGUAUAAUAUUACACCCAGGAAAGAUUUCAUUUCGAACCGGUAUUUGACUCUAGAUCCUAAUGUACCUGGAGUUUUUCUUGGAGUUUAUCCCUUUGGAAUCGACCCAAUCUGGAAUUUGGCAGCAAACCGUCUUACCUUCCUGAACUCUUUCAAAAUGAAAAUGUCCGUUAUUGUAGGUGUCACUCACAUGACUUUUGGAGUAGUUCUGAGUCUUUUCAACUACAUGCACUUCAAGAAGAAAUUCUGUGUGUACCUGGUCUUUAUUCCAGAGCUUAUAUUUAUGAUGUGUAUCUUUGGUUACCUCGUCUUUAUGAUUAUAUUCAAGUGGUUGGCAUUUUCUGCAGAGAAUUCCAAGGAUGCACCUAGUAUUCUCCUUCACUUCAUUAAUAUGUUUAUGUUUACUGGCGCUGGCAGUGAUGGCAAGAACAGGAACCAAGAUCUCUACCCAGGACAGACUGGUUUCCAGAUAUUCCUUGUGGUUAUUGUGUUCCUCUGUGUGCCUGUAAUGCUGUUCGGGAAACCCUUGUACCUGUACUGGCAACAUCAUGGAGGACAGACCUUUGGGAUUUAUAAUAGGAAGGGAUACGCAUUAGUGCGUCGAGGCAGCGAAGAAGAGUUGUCUUUGCUCCGGUCACAUGACUUGGAAGAAGGGGAAGACCAUACAGGUCGUGAGGUUCAGCGGGACAGAGAAAAAGAGGAGUUUGAUAUGGCAGAGGUAUUUAUGCAUCAGGCCAUCCACACAAUAGAAUAUUGUCUGGGAUGUGUUUCCAACACAGCUUCCUACCUGCGACUUUGGGCUUUAAGCUUAGCACAUGCCCAACUAUCCGAAGUGUUGUGGACAAUGGUGUUGAGGAUGGGCCUUCGUAUGCCAAACUCCAUUAUUGGCGCAUUUCUUCUGGUGUUGGCUACAGCUGCAUUCAUAGCAUUGACCAUUUUCAUUCUUCUUGUCAUGGAGGGACUUUCUGCCUUCCUACAUGCAAUCCGUUUACACUGGGUGGAAUUCCAGAACAAGUUUUAUUCUGGUGCAGGAUACAAAUUUACACCUUUCUCUUUUAAGCACAUGUCUCUCCAUCUGGAAAAAGAAUACUUUCCAUAGACUCAUGCUUCCAUUGUUCUACAAACAGAUUUGAUAUAAAUAAGAACCAUCUGGUGCCAUUUUAUCUUGCUUUAUGAAAAAAAGCUAGGUAAACAAAAUUUCAGCCAAAACUUUUUCUUCAUUUUGGAUGCAGUGGGAAGGGGUUGGAACAUCUGUUUUUAUUACUGUCCUUUUUGGCGAUAUUUCCUCUUAGUUCUUGUCCUGCUGUCAUUAGGUAAAGAAGAAUUAGGCCUCUGAAUAUGAAAUUGGUCAAAACAAAUAUUCUUAAAAAGAAGAAUGUAAACACCCACCUUUCCUGUUGCCCACAUCAUGGAAACACUUGGAGUAAUUGUGCCCCAAAGUCUUCCAACAGAAUUGACACUUCCUGGCGUGUUGAUUUCCUGAGUCCGUCGCAGCUCUCGCUGUGAUGUGCAGAUUCGCAGGAGGAACCAUUGAGUGCUGUGAGGGGCUCAGGAGUGUAGGUUUCCAGGCAGAAUUAUUUUUUUUGAGUGGAGCAGGUUUAAGCAAUUUUCAUAUUCAUAAAAGAGUUGCUGUAAUGUUUUAAGUUAUCCCAUUGGAGAAGGUGUCAUCGGGAGACUAGCUCAGGUGAAGACUUCAAGAAAAAGCCAACACAACCUUUUCUGCUGUAUCCCAGUCUAGAUGAAUGUAUUUUUAAGUGUUAACUGCCUAGAAAUCCUUUGAAAAAAUUCUAAGCAAAAGGGUUAACACAUUGUACAACUACUGUUAACGUUAAUUAUUUUUAUGGUUAGUUUCUCCUACAAUUUCCUACCUCUCAGAAGUAUUCUAUGCUCAUUGACAGAUGAAUUUGUGUGCUUUAUCCUUACAAACUGUAUUAUAGAAGCUUUGAAAGGUAUCAAAAUUUAAACAGAACUUUCAAAUUUCUGAUAUUAAAAAUGUCAGUGGUAAAACGUUAAUUAUACUAAUACUAUACUUGAUAAUUUAAGCUGAGAAUGAGAUAUGAAUGUUGUUAUAUAUUUAUAAGAAGGUUAAAAAGAUGUAAAAUAAUUCAGAUGUACAGUAUUUUAAAAUUUGAAUCUUCCUACUAAGGUGGACAAAUAAUUAGAUGUCUGAAACUAUGUAUGUUGCUUGUGCAACGUUUACAUUUUUUGACAUUUGCAUUCUUUUAGCUGAUUGAAUUUAUAUCCUUUUCAUUUGGGCACUUUGUAAAUGAUAUGUUACAAAGAAUAAAUACUUCAUCGGUUUUGACACUUUUAA
Molecule: messenger RNA, 3905 nt
Organism: Rana temporaria (common frog)
Lineage: Eukaryota; Metazoa; Chordata; Amphibia; Anura; Ranidae
Gene: ATP6V0A2
Product: ATPase H+ transporting V0 subunit a2
Exons: 20
Coding region: 123-2690 (855 amino acids)
Biological process (GO): vacuolar acidification; proton transmembrane transport
Cellular component (GO): vacuolar proton-transporting V-type ATPase complex; vacuolar proton-transporting V-type ATPase, V0 domain; plasma membrane
Molecular function (GO): proton-transporting ATPase activity, rotational mechanism; ATPase binding
Source: RefSeq, a predicted model, not a curated record